GGCAUAAACCCUCUAUACGACCGAGGCUGGGCCGACGCCAUUUGCGCACCUCUGCUCGCCCUCAACGCAGCCGCCAAUAUUCAAAGUGAGUUCCGUGUCAAGAGCACAAAGGUCUAGACGCAAGACACUUUCUGUAUCCACCAGGGUUUAUCAUUGGCUGCAAAAGGCUGCCCACACAUUUUGCAGCUUCACUCAGAAAACCUUUUCUUCUUCUUCAUCAAAACAAUGUCACUAACGUACAAUCUCUCUUCUUCAGCGAUCUCUUCUUCUUCCUCUGCUUUUCUGGCUCCAACUAGAAUCGCUUCCAGACCGCAGAACGUUUCGCUUCAAGCUAAACGCAUUAAUGUUUACAAAUGUGUUGCGACACCUCAAGAGGAGAAAAUUGCUUACAAGACAAAGGUUUUGCGCAAUGCAAAUAUAGCCAAACUUCAAGCUGGUUACCUGUUUCCUGAGAUUGCUCGAAGAAAGGCUGCACACAUGCUGAGAUAUCCAGAUGCACAAGUGAUAAGCCUUGGAAUUGGUGAUACUACUGAGCCCAUUCCGGAAGUUAUUACUUCUGCAAUGGCAAAGAGGUCUUAUGCACUGUCUACCAUAGAGGGUUACAGUGGUUAUGGAGCUGAACAAGGUGAAAAACCAUUGAGAUCUGCAAUUGCUUCAGCAUUUUACAAGGACCUUGGCAUAGAGGAAGAUGAUAUAUUUGUUUCAGAUGGUGCAAAAUGUGACAUAUCUCGGCUUCAGGUUGUUUUUGGUUCUCAUGUUACUAUGGCGGUUCAAGAUCCAUCAUACCCGGCAUACGUAGACUCAAGUGUCAUUAUGGGCCAGACUGGAGAGUUCGAAAAGAAUGAGGAGAAAUAUGGAAAAAUUGAAUACAUGAGGUGUUCGCCAGAGAAUGGUUUCUUUCCUGAUUUGUCAACUGUUGGGCGAACAGAUAUCAUAUUCUUUUGUUCACCAAAUAAUCCUACCGGUGCUGUUGCAACAAGGGAACAGCUGACCCGAUUGGUUCAGUUUGCUAAGGACAAUGGGUCAAUCAUUGUCUAUGACUCUGCAUAUGCCAUGUAUAUAUCAGAUGAUAAGCCACGUUCAAUCUUUGAAAUUCCAGGGGCGAAAGAGGUUGCAAUUGAGACUGCUUCCUUUAGCAAGUAUGCUGGAUUCACUGGAGUCCGACUGGGUUGGACUGUGAUUCCCAAACAGCUUUUGUUUUCUGAUGGAUCUCCUGUUGCCCAGGACUUCAAUCGAAUUGUUUGUACUUGCUUCAAUGGUGCAUCCAAUAUCUCUCAAGCUGGUGGCUUAGCUUGUCUUUCACCAGAAGGCCUUGGGGCUAUGCAAGAGGUGAUUGGCUUCUACAAAGAAAAUACUGAAAUCAUUGUGGAUACCUUUACUUCACUCGGCUUUAAUGUAUAUGGAGGGAAGAAUGCACCAUACGUGUGGGUUCAUUUCCCCGGUAGAAGCUCUUGGGAUGUGUUCAGUGAGAUUCUUGAGAAAACUCAUGUGGUUACCACACCUGGUAGUGGUUUUGGACCUGGUGGUGAAGGCUUUGUCAGGGUUAGUGCCUUCGGCCACAGAGUGAAUAUCUUAGAAGCCUGCAAAAGGUUCAAGCAGUUGUACAAGUGAAUCAAGUUACCUGACUAGUUUUGCCUCCAAUAUGAACAAAAGAUCUAUGCUGAACGAAGCUGCAUGAGUAGGGAAAUUAUUAUCUUCCAGUUUGGCAGUCUAGAUUGCACUCAAUCUGUGACAAAAUUGUUAAGAGUAUUUGUAGUCAGGGAGAAACUUUUAGUUAGGGUAUUUCAAAUAUUUGCAAUUGGGUUUUAAAUAAUCAGUGGGACACAUUAAAAGUUUCAUACAUUAAGAUUUCGAUUAUUAACUUUUCUUACUAAUUUAUCCACUAACAAGUUUUCCAA
Molecule: messenger RNA, 1898 nt
Organism: Mangifera indica (mango)
Lineage: Eukaryota; Viridiplantae; Streptophyta; Magnoliopsida; Sapindales; Anacardiaceae
Product: LL-diaminopimelate aminotransferase, chloroplastic-like
Exons: 10
Coding region: 226-1611 (461 amino acids)
Cellular component (GO): chloroplast
Molecular function (GO): L,L-diaminopimelate:2-oxoglutarate transaminase activity; pyridoxal phosphate binding
Source: RefSeq, a predicted model, not a curated record